Molecule: messenger RNA, 2833 nt
Organism: Notechis scutatus (mainland tiger snake)
Lineage: Eukaryota; Metazoa; Chordata; Lepidosauria; Squamata; Elapidae
Source: RefSeq, a predicted model, not a curated record
AGAUGUCAUCGUGCUCCCUUUUCUCUGCUGUGGAAGAUCGUUCUUCUAGACCCGCAUUUACGUUAACUACAGGAGGUGUCCAGGACUGAAAUGAAUUUAACCAUUGUAGCCAGGUCUGAAGACUCUCAGGAACAGCUGGCUAAUAAUUCUGGAUAGAGAUAAGUUCUUAUAGAAGUCCUCUCCUCUGUUUGGUGACACGGGAACAUACAAUUAUGAAUCCAAAAGACUCACUGGAAGAGACCGAAGGAAGCUCUGCUCCAUUAUGUUUGGCCUGUGGCCAAAGGCAUCUUCCAGAAGAGAACCAUAUAUACACCUACACAGAAGAGGUAGAUGAUGACCUAAUCUGCCACAUUUGCUUGCAGCCUUUGCUUCAGCCUCUGGACACACCCUGCGGACACACGUACUGUACAGUUUGCCUUACAGAUUUCCUUGUGGAAAAAGAUUUCUGUCCUAUGGACCGCAAAGCUCUAGCUCUACAGAGGUGCAGGAAGUCAAGCAUCCUAGUGAAUAAGCUCCUCGAUAAGCUAAUGGUGAACUGUCCUUUCACAGAACACUGUUCAGAAAUUCUACAACGCUGUAAUCUUGAACAUCAUUUUCAGAAUGGGUGCAAAGGGGCAUCUCAUUAUGGCUUCACCAAGGAGAGGAAGAGAUGCCCCCCAGCGGGAUCUCCAGAUGUGAAUGCUGCUUUAACAGUGUCGGCUUGUGAAUCCGAUUUCUCUGCUGCCGCCACAAUUGCCUUAAUGACAGAUGAACCAGGGCUAAUUAAUCCUGCUUUCAAUGCCAACUUUGAGGACAUCCCACCAAGAACCAACUCCACCAAUCUUUAUAUAAGCCAGCAACCUAGAACCUCUCCAAGGUUAUAUCAUCUCAUUCCAGAUGGUGAAAUUACCAGCCUUAAGAUCAACCGCAGGAAUCCCCACGAACCUCUUGCCAUUCGAGUCGUGGGGGGCAGCGAAACGCCUUUGAUUCACAUCAUCGUUCAACACAUCUAUCGAGACGGCAUCAUUUUCAAAGAUGGGAGGCUACUUCCGGGAGAUAUGAUCUUGAAGGUCAACGGCAUAGAUAUCAGAAAUGUGCCUCACGGCUAUGCCUUGUUCGUCCUGAGGCAACCUUGUCAAGUUCUCCGUCUCACUGUGCUCAGAGAGCAAAGGUACCAGUGUGGGAAUGCUGGACUUUUUCCUGAGGUUCCUUGCCACAGGGAUGAGAAUUUGCACAUUAUUCUGAACAAAAGCAACCCAGAGCAACAGCUGGGCAUCAAGUUGAUCCGUAAGGCCAACCAAGAUGGAGUUUUUGUGUUCAACCUGCUGGAAGGAGGCCUUGCAGCCUGUGAGGGGGAACUUCGAGAGAACGAUAAGGUUUUAGCCAUUAACGGGCACGACCUACAGCACGCAAGUCCGGAAUGCGCAGCCCAAUUAAUACAGGCUAGCAAGAAGCAGGUUCACUUCAGCAUUUCCAGGCAAACCAGGAGACAGACCCCAGAUAUCUUGCAGGAAACUGGCUGGGAUUGCCAUGGUAGCCAUCUGCCCUUCCUUGCUGACAAGAGUGUCCUCCAUGCAGUUACCUGUCACGAAAAAGUGGUCAUUGUCCGAAAGGAUAAUCUAGAGUCUCUGGGGAUGACGGUGGCAGGAGGACUAUCUUCUCAGAGAGAAUGGAAUCUACCUAUUUAUGUUUUAAGUGUUGAACCGGGUGGAGUCAUCAGCAGAGAUGGCCGAAUAAAGACAGGAGAUAUCCUGCUCAGCGUGAAUGGAAUUGAUCUGACAGGUGUCAGCCGCGGAGAGGCGGUAGCCCAUCUGAAAAAUGUCUCCUCAUCGGUUGUGUUCAAAGCACUAGAACUGAAAGCCUGUGAGACCACGGAAGGAGAAAACGGGGACUUAUUGCCCGAUGCCAAUUUUAACCCCUCCAGUCAGAGUGAGUGGUCUCCUUCCUGGGUGAUGUGGCUUGAAUUACCAAGGUCUUUGUACAGCUGCAAAGAAAUUGUGUUGCGAAGAAAUACAGCAGGAAGCCUUGGCUUCAGUAUAGUGGGAGGCUAUGAAGAAAACAGUGGAAACAAGCCGUUCUUUAUCAAAUCCAUUGUGGAAGGGACUCCAGCAUAUAAUGAUGGAAGAAUCCGGUGCGGUGACAUCCUCCUUGCAGUGAACGGCAGGAAUAUCUCAGGAAUGGCGCAUGCCUCUUUGGCAAGGAUGCUAAAAGAACUGAAGGGGAAACUUACUCUCACUAUUGUAUCCUGGCCCGGUACCUUUUUAUAAAGAUGUGUUUCAACUGGAAACAAACGGAUUCCUAUGUACUUUUUUUUUGGUAGCAAAGUGUAAAUGUGCAUUAUAUAAGUAGAAGAGUCUUAAAAUGCUCCAUAGUACAUGUUUUGGGGGAAAAAACUCAUGUUCUCUUAAAAACUAUGGAAAGCUACUGGUGUAAAUCAAAGCACACAACGUAGAUAGGUAUAUAUCUAUGUUUCACCUGCUCUUUAGAUAAAGAAGGAAACAACUUUACCUAAUUUGAAAGUGAUUUCAGAAACAUCGAAAUAAUAAAAUGCUUUUCUAAUGAUUAUCCUGACAGCAUCUAUGAAAGAUGUGAGAAGGCUGGCUGAUGAAUCUAUUAAUUUUCCUUUUUGUGCUCAGUAAAAGCAGUCUUUUUUUAAGACAAUUUUUUUUUCUAAUAUAUUAUAAUUGUGUUUUAUUUCUACUAUUUAAUUAAUUGUAAUUUGUAAAGCCAGAUUAAUUUAAUUAAAAAAAGGACAAAAAUACUCAAUUUUGCAUGAAACUUUCUGAUUCAUGAAAUCAAACCAUUUCAUUCUGUUUUACUUAGUUUUUAUCCUUCCAUUCUGGGUUGGGCUCUU